Messenger RNA from Marchantia polymorpha subsp. ruderalis, 2364 nucleotides. The record is from the annotation of a GenBank genome assembly. Lineage: Eukaryota; Viridiplantae; Streptophyta; Marchantiopsida; Marchantiales; Marchantiaceae.
CAAAAUCCCGAAUGCUGCUGACUCGAGGACUGAGCGCAGCAGACCGAAGCGGACGCGAUGGCAGCGGUGGAGUAGAGCCGAGAGCCAAGAGCGAGAGCGCGAAAUAGACAGACAGACAGGAAAAGAGCGAGAACGGGAGAGAGGGAGUGAGAGAGAGAGAGAGAGGGAAGGGAAGGGAAGGGAAGGGAACCCGGGCGCAUGGUGAGGGAGAUGGUGAUGGAGAUGAGGAGGAGGAGGAGGAAGAGGAGAUGAUGAUGAUAGAGGUCGGUCAUCGUUAGACACCUACACCAGAAAUCAGUGACACAAUCUCGCCAGAUUUCCAGAGCCUGGCAAGGUCCAGAAUAUGAUGAUGGCCAGGGAGUCUCGUGUGGGGCGCGGAUCAGGCGGCUCGGGAGAUAGAUCUGGUGCCGAAAUGUUUCGCCAGGAAAAGAGCGAGAAAAUGAUCUAGACACUUAUUCCUGUAACCCGGAGGAUGUUGUACUCCCUUGAGCUGCGGACGAGUCCUGUUGUCGAUCCAUGCUGCUGCCUCCUCUGCAUGAGCCCCAGUAGCUGGAGUCCUCCCACAAGUGGCGAUCGUAUAUAUACUCUCGCCAUCGGGGCCUUGAGAAUGAGUAGUAAGUCGUACCAUCAUACGAAAAGAUCCACAGAUGGCGCCGAUGUGUCGAUCGACCACUUCGAGCUGCUGCUGAGCUGAGCUGAGCCGAGCUGAGCUAGUCAUACUAUAUUCUGUAGAACUCCCCUCUGUGAAAGCCUCGCGUCUUCUCAGACCCACAGGCCUUCCGGGCGAUUUUGAUCUUCCCGGAGAGGACGGGCAUUUAUUUCAGGCUUGCGUUUAUGAUAACCGAAACGGAGGCGAAAUUUGUGUCCUCAGUCGAGAGCUGGCCUGCAUUACUCCAUGGGUCUUUCAUCCAGCAAAGCGGACCACAGCGCCGGUGUGAUUCCGGAGUCCUCCGGCCAAGAAGUACCGUCGCCAGCUCCCUCGUUCACAAAGAUCAACGAGUCGGUGUUUGAGCUGCACGCGGAAGAGAAGCCGAAUGUGGAGAUAGUGUUCUUUCAUGGUCUGCAGUUCACGGUGGAGGACCUGAAGGACGCGUACUGGAGAUCGUUCACAUACAAGUCGGGCGUAGGAUGCUGGCCCAUGGCCUUGCUGCCGGACUCGCUGGCGCAGCUGGGCUACAAGGCGCGAGUUCUGACCGUGUGCUACGACAUGAGCGCCACGAAGCACCACAGGAAGGGCCGCAUAGAUAUAUACAACCUAGCGGAUCAAUUAGUAGAAGCUCUGAUCACGAACGCCAGAUCCACUGCGUAUAUCGGCCAGAAAGGGGUGCCGGUGAUUCUCGUGGGCCACAGCCUGGGCGGCAUCCUGAUCAAGCAGCUGAUCGCGCACGUCGAUGUCGAGGCCCGCGAGAAGUUGAAGCAGCCCAGGCACCGAAUGCUGCAGAGCUUUCUGGGCAACCUCAAGGGCGUGUUCUACAUGUCCACCCCUCACCAUGGCACGCAGCUGGCCCGAUGGGACAAGUUGUUUCCAGAGAAGAGCGUCAAAAGAGCUCCUGUGCUUGGACUUCUGGAGGUCUUGAGCAAAGACGCGUCCAGGCUCAACAAAGUCAUGGCUUUACUGAUUAAGAAGCACGACAUCAGAAUCGCUCAAGUCAUCGAGACCGAGAAAACCGAUCUGGUAUACUUCAACGACAUAGUGGUGAAGGAAUCGACCGUAGGGAUGUACGCGGAGGCGAGCACUCCGGUGCCGGACAAUCACAUCACGAUCUGUAGACCGGAGAGUGCGCAGUCGGCGACGUUUCAGCUCUUGCUGUCGUUCAUUCAAAACAUCAUGGCCGAUCAAAACGCGCUCACGAAGAAGUUGGAGAUGUUCAAGAGCUCGUUCAAAAUUCCGCAAUGAAGAAGAUGUGCGAUUGAAAACUUUCCUUGUGUUGUUGUACUAGUGUGUAUAGACUGCACGGCCUCGAGGAGCCCAUCGCUGUACAUAGUGUCACGGAGAGGCCCCAAAAUUUACCAUGUUUUGACGACAAAAACAGAGAAUGUGAAUUUGUAAAUGUAGUUCAUAUCGACAGACAGACAGGACCCGGACUCGAUUCCUCUUGAAUCUUUCCUACCGACCUAUAGAAGCGAACAGAUGUAGAUUCAUCUCGUUGAGUCUGUUGCAGAUUGUAAAGCUACCUGGCUCUUGAUAGCUCCAGCUGCUGAGCGGAUACUAAUCACCGCCCCAGCUAGUAGAUAUUUUUGAUUCGCUUGUGAGAGAAGCUGGAGAUUCAGAUCUCCGAAAGUCCAUAUUGUAAACCUCGAUACUGAGAGACAAAACUAUUAAUCCCUAUUGGGAAUGCGUUAAAGGUCAUUCAUUCUGAUACC